ACACAACGGGGUAUUCGUAAGGGAGGUGCGAAAUCUCUGUACGACGUCGAGGACGGAUGUCACAACCACUUCAACAAGAGAAACUGUCGAAGCCUGCAAAUACGCCAAAACUCAACGACAGGAGACUCAGACUGAGCCAGGCGAGACCUUGGCCAAGAAUUUCAGGACGUAACUCAGUUCAUUUCACACCCUCAGGUUUGAAAGUCACCAGGAUUUUUGGUGUCAGCAGUGUAUUCCAAAUAGAACACUUUUCCGCGCUCUACGUACCGGUGUUCUACGUGGCCACCCACACCAAGGUUGCAACGUCUUAUCUAGCGCGACCUUCGCCGUUGGCGAAUUUGAGGCAAUCAUAACCAACGGUAUCGGCAGCGGACUCGAACAUCGCGGACGGCCGCAAUUGCUACCGACUGAGAUCACCAGAACGCAGUUCGCGUCGAUCGCAGGACAGUUGGGCGACAAAGCUGUGUCCCAAGAUGAGAUUCCCAUCGCAGCAGCCAACAAUCCAUUCACAUCCGGUGACCAAGAUGAAUGCCCUAAAUUGGGCAUCCACAGUAUUCAAUUUUUUGCUCGUCUCAAUUUGGCCCAAUCAUCGCGUUCCAUUAUCGACCCACCGCAAUGAGCCUGCCUCGGGCGCUGUACCGAGAGUUAGUGACCGCCGCGAAGCUCCUGGACAGCCAUGCGUCGCUACGAGCGCUAAUAUCGACGGAUCUGCGCGAAUCAUCGCUCGCUCCAGGCUCAAAGACGCGUUUGCCGCACGUAGAGGCCUUCAACCGCUCGCUACUGCGCUAUCUCGGUGGUCGUCACUUGUACCUCCCGGAUACUCAGCGCCCCACGCUGUUGCAGCUCGUGCGCGAGGAGUUCCGCAAGCCCGCAGGUGACGUUGAUGGCAUUGACACAGCGUUCGUGGCGCUUCGGGCGCUUAAUGACACGUUGGCAGAGGCUAAAGCUCUUGAAUUGCCCACCAAAAAGCCGCUCGAGACAUGGACGCUCGACGGCGUGCAAUUGGCAGAGAAUGCAGCGUCGGGUGUAUUUCUGCUCGCUCAUCCACUUCUGGAGGGGAUUUUCAGUCGUUCGGUGGUCAUUUUGACAGAGCACAGACCGGAAGGAUCCAAGGGAUUUAUCGUCAAUAAAAUAUCGGAGAAGCCACUCGGGCGCGCAUUCCAAGUACCGUCAAGAGUGACAAGAGCUUUCGCAACGAGCACAGUGCGGAAGGGAGGCCCAGUAUUUACGAGGAACGCAGAGGUUCUACAUGGCAGAGCGGACUUUGGAGGCCAGCGUGUACCCACCACCAACUUCCCGACGGCGAAUGACCCCAGUCUCUUUGUGGGCGUGGAUCUGGAUGCAGCAGCUAGAGCGAUUUACGAUGAGACUGCCAAGCAGACGGACGUGGUUUUUAUGAGUGGCGUGUCUGCUUGGUCUCCUGGUCAACUGGAUUCUGAGUUGCAACAAGGCUCGUGGGUUGCUGUGAAGGCUCCAGUGUCCCUUGCACUCAACGCUCGUGCAGAAUUGUGGCAGGAUCUGAUGCGAACACUGGGAGGCGAAUACGCAGAAAUGAGCUGCAUGCCUCUCAUGAAAGACGAAGAGUAAGUGAGUAUGAAGGUACCGUUUUGAACUCGAAUAAAGCUAGAAAGCAUCCUGCAUCCGAUCUAUUGAUACAAGGUGGGCAUUAACAGCUUAUUUGAGCUUCUUCCUUGCUACAAACAGGUAGAAGCGAGUGACAAACGAGUGCUGAGCGCUCGUCGGAGACAUCUCUAGACACUGCAGGAUCUCCCAUUCCAUACUGUCUUCACUAUCUGACGACACCCAGUCGAACAUGUUCACUCGGUUGCUGGGACUACCGAACGUCAGGAAGAAGAGCAACCCGUCGGGUUUCAAGAUACGCGCCAGCUGCUGCAUGCUGCUCCUGGCGUCACUCAGAUCAUCCGAUGAAUCUGGUGUCACGAGCUUCCAAUUGGUAUCAACCGCGUCCGUCUCACGCUUGAGUAGCAUCGCAUCCAGACACCCCUUGUCGAUCACACAGUCCACAGAGUUCGACUCCCAGUCCGUCAUCUGAGUCAGAUCUGCUUCUACAAAGCUAACGCCCCAGUUAUUCUCCGUUGAGCGAGUCUGCAUUUUCUGAAUCACAUUCGCUGCAUAGUCCACUGCCACCACAUCAGCGUAGCCAUCCAGUGCCAUUUCUGCUGGCAAUCGACUUGUGCCCGUACCAGCGAUCAAUACCCGCUGCGUCUUGGAGAUGUAUGAGCUUAAUAGCUCACGAAUGUGCGAGUACUCAC
This is a messenger RNA of Phytophthora nicotianae INRA-310, 2273 nucleotides long. RefSeq lists its product as hypothetical. The record is from RefSeq and is a predicted model, not a curated record. Bases 616 to 1587 code for a protein of 323 amino acids. The transcript has 3 exons. Gene Ontology annotation, cellular component: cytosol. NCBI's taxonomy places the organism in Eukaryota, Oomycota, Peronosporomycetes, Peronosporales, Peronosporaceae.